AUGAAUUGGCCGAAUACUCAGGACAACCUCACUUCUUUGCGUCUCUUCAAAGCAUGGGACGCAUCCUGGGACGCCGAGCUCCGCCAAUCGGCCUGGAUAGAGCUGCGGAAGUUCGUGCGACGUCAGAACGUCAAGGUGCUGUACGGCACACUGAUUUCGUGCAACGAAACCGCCGACGAUAUGGAUUGGCUCUAUGUCAAGGAGCUGAUGAUGUUCAUAGGUAGAGAGCACGUGAUGGCUCUGGCGAUCGGGAAUGAGGUGGAGCUCCUCCACACUCAGAAAAACAUCAGCGACAAGUGUGUCAACGACAUCUUCGAGGGGGGGUAUUUCUACACCAAAGUGAUGCAUCGGGCCAACGACUUGGCAGCGAUGCCCGGGUUCUCGGAUGUCAAGCUGACCACCGUGAUGGGCGGCUUCAUCCUAGGAGGAGAGCCCUUCGUCAACACGAGGGAAGCGCGUGUCCUCGAUUUCUUCACAAAGAUCAAUGCCGACUUCGGCCGUCGAUGGGCCUGGUCUUUCAACACGCGUCCCGGCCGAAGGGGUUCUAUAAGGAUACUGUAA
Molecule: messenger RNA, 561 nt
Organism: Symbiodinium necroappetens
Lineage: Eukaryota; Dinophyceae; Suessiales; Symbiodiniaceae
Source: the annotation of a GenBank genome assembly